Amorphotheca resinae ATCC 22711 is the source of this 948-nucleotide messenger RNA. RefSeq lists its product as hypothetical. The transcript has a single exon. Bases 58 to 666 code for a protein of 202 amino acids. Gene Ontology annotation, molecular function: structural constituent of ribosome. NCBI's taxonomy places the organism in Eukaryota, Fungi, Ascomycota, Leotiomycetes, Helotiales, Amorphothecaceae. Gene Ontology annotation, cellular component: mitochondrial large ribosomal subunit. The record is from RefSeq and is a predicted model, not a curated record.
AUCAAAAGAUCCCCAGCUCGACCUCCAUCCUUCUGUCCCACGCCUCUCCUUCACGCCAUGGAAACCGGUUUGCUUAGACGGCCUGUCAUUGACCUCCUGUCAGGCAGAUCCCAAUGUCUAUUUGCCCUCAACACCGCCGCUCGACGGCAUGAAUCCUCCUACCGCCGCACGAAGCACCGUCUGAAUGUCAAGCCAGACUCGUCCUUCCUCCUCUCCAACAACAGUCCUCAACAAGACCACAUCGUCUUCAAUCCUCCUUCAUCAGCUCCGUCCGUCCAACACACCCCCCUCAUAUUCCUUCCCAAGGAGGACAAGCGGAGACAGCUCUUCGCAGCCACAGCCGCACGAACACCUGCUCCGACACGACUACCACCAGUGAUCCAGAAGUUCAAACCGGUCGGUGUAAGACAUCACUUGACAGAAAAAGAUAUAGAGGAGAUUCGAAAAUUAAGGAGUUCCGACCCUUUCCAGUGGUCGGCAGCGAAACUGGCUAGGAAGUUCAACUGUUCGAUGUUCUUCGUGAAGAUGUGCUGUGAAGCACCGGAGGAGAAGAAGGAGCUCGAAAGGCAGAAGCUCGAGGCACUUAGGGCGAGAUGGGGUCCAAAGAGAAGGAGGGCACGGGAGGAUAUGCUCAAGAGAAAGGAGCUUGCUCUCAGGGAUGAGUAGGACGCAUGCAUUGGUGCUGAUAUUUAUGACGAACGGUCACACGGGAGCAAGAAAGUCGGACUUGGUGAUCUGGUAUGCGCAGAGGGAGGGAUUGUCAGGAUUCAUCGGAGCCGUUGUACAAUAAGGAGCGCCAAGGCCGAGGCGACGCGUCUUUCAUUUGUGUAAAACAGACGGUGGGAUAUGUUCCCGGGGGGCGUUUACAGAUCACUGUAGGAAUAUGUACAAAAGCUUCUUGGAUAAGCUCUCCAUUUCUAAUACAACAUCUUGCCCUCAAUAUCCCCA